Molecule: messenger RNA, 339 nt
Organism: Drosophila rhopaloa
Lineage: Eukaryota; Metazoa; Arthropoda; Insecta; Diptera; Drosophilidae
Product: male accessory gland serine protease inhibitor-like
Exons: 2
Coding region: 37-279 (80 amino acids)
Molecular function (GO): serine-type endopeptidase inhibitor activity
Source: RefSeq, a predicted model, not a curated record
UCGCGGUAGAGAUCUCAGUAAUCCUAAAAAAUCACCAUGAAAUACUUCGUUGUUUUUGCAGUGAUCUGCUGUCUGUUGGGAGCUGCAAUGGCUCAGCUUAAGAAUCCAAUCUGUGGCGAGCAGUUCGGACUUUCCGGAAACAGUUGCCGUGGAUUAAUUAUGAAGUGGACUUAUCGCCAGGAUACGAACGAGUGCAUCCAGUUCAACUACACCGGCUGUCACGGAAACAACAACCAAUUCGAUAACAAGGAGCAGUGUGAGCAGUCCUGCAAAAAUUAGGAAUUCAUUGUAUGUCGUUCACCUCUAAGAUAAAUAAAAUGUUUGACUUUUAAAUCCUAA